Molecule: messenger RNA, 8275 nt
Organism: Mugil cephalus (flathead mullet)
Lineage: Eukaryota; Metazoa; Chordata; Actinopteri; Mugiliformes; Mugilidae
Product: UPF0606 protein KIAA1549
Exons: 21
Coding region: 349-4674 (1441 amino acids)
Source: RefSeq, a predicted model, not a curated record
UGUCGGUCGGAAAUCUCCGUUCACAGACCCACAGCUGGACCAGGUUCCGUUCUACUAAACGGAUACGAGUCCAUCUCGGACUGGUCCCGGUACCGGACGUGGGGUGGUUCUGAUUCAGAGCGGUUGUGGGUGAGGAGGUUUAUUCUGGUGAGGAGGAGGGUCGGGCUCUGCAGGGAUCAUCUCCUCCUCCUCCUCCUCCUCCUCCUCCUCCUCCUUCCCCGUGCAGGGAGCGCGCAGCGCGGCGUGGAGAGGCGUGACGCGGCCGAACCGCAGAUCCAGGAUGGCAGGUCCUCCUGAUGGGCCCUCGGCUCUUUGUUCUGGGUUCAGACCGUCGGCCCUUUGAGGACCAUGGACUCUUUAACCCCACCGGGCCCCCGCUCCAGGACCAGGACCAGGGUGGGCCCUGGGACCUGCAGACAAGCGCUCGCUGUGAUCCUGCUGGUGGCUGCCACUCUGGUUUCCAUGGUGACCUCAAGUUCACCUGCUGCAGGCGUGCUGGACUUCAAUAGGACAACUGAGCCUUCAUCGCCAUCCUCAUCCUUGUCCCCCCCGGGGCCUCCAGGUCCCAGCUGGUCCUCAGAGUCUCUGUACCAGGGUAACCAUGGCGGUGCCGGUUCUGCAGAGGACACGGACUCUGGGGCCCAGGGGAUCCACCUUCUCCUGAGACCUCCAGACCUCCUGUCCCCGAGUCUACCCCCUCCCCUCCCCCCACACAGCCAGCCCACCCUCACUCCCCCUCCCCCCUGGGACCAGGGCCCCUCCCUGGAGGAGUCCUGGGGUUCUGGGGACUACCUGGAGACGCUGUCUUUCAUGGUCCCCGAUGGGGAGGAGCUGGCUCUGGCCACGCCUCUGCCCAGCCUCCCCUACGACCAGGACCCGGGCGACGACUGGGUCUCCUACGACACGGCCUUUCCAUCCCGUCCCACCCUCCCACUCUCCUCCAGCCUCCCCCUAUCACCCUCCUCUCCCACCCCCAGCUUUCCCUUGCACACUCCCCCCACCCACCCAGACCUGUUCCCCACCUGGGACGAGGACUACGACGUGGAGGACCUGGUCCCGUUAGAGCCGACGGAGAUUCUGCUGCCGGACAUGAACAGUCUGGAGUACUACACCAACCUGGUGGCCCGGGAGAGAGAGAGGGAGAGAGAGAGGGAGAGGGAGAGAGAGAGGGUGAGGGAGAGAGAGAAGGAGAGGGAGAGAGAGAGAGACAGACAGAGGGAGAGGGAGAGGGAGGAGGUGAAGGAGGAGGACCGGUUGAACCAGACUGACUCCAGACCACCCAUUUCUCCUGCAACAGCUCAAACCCUGAAUCCUCCUUCUUCCCUGUCCCUGAGUCCUGGUCCUCCCCCAGGACUGGAGCCCAGGGACCCCCUCCCAGGGCCCACCCCUCCCCUCACCCUUUCACCGACUUCCCCAAGGGAGGGUAAGACCUUUCCUCCAUCAGCCCCCCCCAAAACCCCUUCCAUCUCUUCUACUCCUGCCCCGGUACCCAAAGACCUAGCCCCAGUCCCGGGCAGACCCCGUCCUCCAUCCAACACCACCAGCCGGGUCCUGCCCCCUCCCCCACUGGGACCCCCCACCCUCCCCGACAGACCAGAGAGGCCUUCGUUAGUCACAGAGAAGCCAGCUAGGCCCCCCCCCACAACCACCACCACCACCACCACCACCAGCCAGAGGACAGCCAUCAGCCUGACCAGAGCCCCCCCAGUGACUACGCCCAGAGUGGCCCAGACCCCACCCACCAGACAGUACCUGUGCAAUGUCACCAAGCCGGAGAUGUACCUGGUCAGAGUGGUCAGCUCCAGAGGCUCAUCAGCUGGUUUCAGUCAAGUCAGAGACGUCCUGAGGAGAGAGUUCAACCGGUCCGUGGAGCUACAGUUCCUCAGGACUCCGUCCAGUUUUGCCUUUCGCGUCGUGUCGGGUCCGUUGAUCUUCACCGCCGUCUCCGUCAUCAACGCCCUCCGCAAGCCACCGCCCCGAGGCUCCGCCCCCGUCCCCGUCGUGUCUCCACUGUACGCCGUCCCUGACCUCCGCUACCAGGUCCACUCCGUCCUGCAGUUUGUCCCGGUCCAUGUGGACAUUAGAGUCUGUAACUUCAGCCAGAGGGUGGAGACCGGACUGAUGAUGGCGUACGCCGAGACCCGGAGACGGUCCCACGAGACAGGAGACACCACGGUACAGCUGCUGAACAUCACCAUGGACGUGUCCCGGCUUGCGUUGGACCACAAGGUUCCUGUUGACGUUACGUUUGCGGUGCGUGAUGGGCGGGGCUUCCUGCCGGGGUCAGAGGUCAGCCAACACCUGAGGAAGCUCAGCCUGGUGGAGUUCAGCUUCUACGUCGGGUUUCCCGCCCUGCAGAUCGCAGAACCCUUCCACUACCCUGAGCUCAACACGUCUCACCACCUGCGCUCCACCUGGGUCCGUACAGUCCUGCUGGGGGUUCUGGACCAGCUGGUGGCUGAGAGGAGUUUUAAAGCUCGACUGGAGAGACGUCUGGCUCUGCUCCUGGAGGAGGGACUGCAGGAGUCCAGCAGGAGGCGCUGGAGGAGGGCCACGGCGGUGGGAAACAACAGCCUGCAGGUGGUGAGGGUCUCCAGACUAUCUGGGGCACAGCACCCCCUGGAGGUCUUCUAUUUUGUGGAGGGUCCAGGUGGGGACAGGGUCUCAGCUGAGGACACCGCGUCCACCCUGAACCGUCUGGACCUCCAGAGAGCCGCUAUCAUCCUGGGACACAGAGUCCAGAGACCCCUGGCCCAGCCUGUGGAGACUCUGUCUGUCCCCCCAGCGGAGACUCAGAGCAGCAGUGUCUGGCUGAUAGUGGGCGUGGUCGUCCCCGUCCUCCUGGCCGUCUUCAUCAUCAUCAUCCUCUACUGGAAACUGUGUGGAUCCGAGAAACUGGAGUUCCAGCCGGACGCCGUCAACACCGUCCAACAGAGACAGAAGCUCCAGGCUCCCAGUGUUAAAGGUUUUGACUUUGCGAAGCUGCAUCUGGGUCAACACAGUAAAGAUGACAUCAUGGUCAUCCAGGAGCCCCGUCCCCUGCCCCCUCCCAAAGAGGCCACACCCCCCACCCCCCGCUCCAAGGCCUCAUCCACCAAGGCGCCGCGGUCUGGACGCCGCAGGGGACGGCUCAGCCCAUCAGACGCCUCGUUAGGAAGCGACCAGUCGAGUGGCAGAGAGUCGGGGGAGGACAGCACCAGAGCGGAGGCCACGCCCACCGAGGGAAAACAGCACAGGAAGACGCCCAAAAAUGGGAGGACAAAGAUGGGUGGAGGCAGCGGUCCAGAGGAGCUCCUGUCCUCGUCCUCCAUCUUUGACCAUGUGGACCGUCUGUCCCGCGGCUCGUCUGAUGGAACCCGUCGUCAGGGCAACAAGGUCCAGCUCAUCGCCAUGCAGCCCCGGCCAAGUCCCCCCCCGCCGCUGAGCCCCCCCCUCACCCAGAGGCUCAACACGGAGGUGGCGCUGAGACACAAGUCUGAGAUCGAGCAUCACAGGAACAAACUGCGUCAACGCGCUAAGAGACGAGGACAGUGUGAGUUCCCCUCCAUGGACGAUAUCAUGGACGCCUUCGGGGACGGACCCGUCCAGACAGAGACGGCGCAGCGUCUCUACAGCUCCGCCCACGACCACAUGGACUGCAUCCUCCAGGCCGACGCCCCCCCCGCCAGGGGACGGCGGUCUCCUCGGGGCCGGAGGACUCAGCCAGGACCAGGAAGUCUCCCGGAUACAGACAGAGACCGGCUGCUCGCAGACCACAGCGCCACCUACAGGAAGCACCCAGGCCUCAACAAUGUGGCCUACAUGUCUGCUCUGUCACAGUCGGACCCGGACCUGCCCCCGGACCACGGCAGCCCCUCCCCCACCGAUGAGGUGUUUGACCCGGCCCCGCCGCCGCCCCCCUACAUGCCCCCCCAGCCGUCCAUCGAAGAGGCCCGGCAGCAGAUGCACUCCCUCCUGGACGACGCCUUCGCACUGGUGUCCCCGUCCUCCCAAGGCAGCGCUGGGCUGAGCGGGGUAAGCCCCGUCCUGCCCAGCCCCCCCCCCCAGACCCGGCCCCCAGGCCGGCAGGGGGGCUCUUUCCCUGCUGCCCCCCCCCACAGCCCCUUCUCUGCAAGAUACGCCGAGCUGGGAAUGUCCCCCACGUCCCUCCAGGGCCUGAUGCACAGACAGGGUCUCAGCUCUGGAGGGUAUGGUUCUACUGGAGACCAGCUUCAGGACUCCGUGUACUCCAGCAGGGGGCAGUAUGAGGACCCCCCCUCCUCCUCCAGACCGCGACCUGUAGGGGGCAGCACAGGGGCUCAGCUGCACCACCUGACCCAGGUGGGUCUGUCUAGUCAGAUCGGAGCCUACCCCGGGGUGGGGCGCAGCAUGUCUGGACCCACAGGAUCCAGCUGGACCCAGCAGCACUCAGACCAGGAUCUAUCCAGACCUGGAGCCAGCAGAGAGAGCGUGCUGUCCUUUCCUGAGUCCUCCUCUUCCUCUGUUUUCCAGAUGCCCAGCUCCUCUUUGCGGGACCCGUCGGCGCCCCCCCUCCUCCUGACCUCCCCGACCCCUGAGUACCUACCUGAGGACGCCCCCCCCUCGGCCCACACCUCCGCCUCCCUGAUCAAGGCCAUCCGGGAGGAGCUGCGCCGACUGGCCCAGAAACAGGCCGCCGUGCCCAGCUACCCGUAGACCGGUCUGGACCUUUAGGCCCAGAACCACUCAGAGUCCGUUGGGAUGGACUGACCCACUCUGGACUCUGCUGAGAUAACACUAAGCCGGAACUCUGGACCAGAACCCAUGUCUGAAAACCGGUCUCCUGAAGACCUCUCAUUUCCACUGAAGUGCUUCCUGGAGCAGAUCAUUCGUGAUCAUCCUUUCUCCAACAGACGGACUCGGCCCUUCAGAACCUCUGGAGCAGAUCCUCCGGACCGGAUCUACUUCUACUGGGCCAACCUGCCUCCGGACUGUCCGGAGUGGACCCAUACCCCUUUUCCACCAAACUGGUUCCAGGUCUGGUUCGGAGCCAGGGCCUGACUUUGAAUGAGUUCUUUGUUUUUCCACCGACUAAGCACCGGCUCCAACCUGGUUCCAACCUGGACCUGGUCUAAACAGAGACCAGAUGUGAGAAGUGUAUCUAUGAACAACCAGCAAGUCACAUUCUGGAGGCUGAAAACCAGCAGCAGUGGACUAAGUCCAAGACAAGUUGGAGGGGGCCCUUGCACAAAGACAGAUGACCAGACCCCGGACCCUGGACCCUGGACCCAGGACCCAGGACCAACUUCUGAAGAAACCCACACCCACAGUCAUGACGUGGCUCCGCUUGGAUCUUGGCCUAGACUUUUCCCAGUUUGGAAAAAUAAACCAGUUCUUCGGGGGGACCAGGUUGGAACCAGUUAAGCAUGAACUGGCACCAGGAUCUUUUUGGUGGAAAAGGGGGCUCAGAGGAGGUUUGACCUGGGUCCUCCUGAGGUUCUGAAGGUCCUGGUCUUCUCUGGACCUUCUGUGGUGCUAACCGUCUCCUCAUUGGCCGUUACUGCCUUCCAGUCCAUCCUCAGCCGUGGUACCAGGUCCGUUCAGACGUCCCUGAGGUCUUGGGACUGUGGACAGCUGGAGGUGAAGAAGAAUAGUUCUAUGUGAAGAUGAGCACAAUGUUAAUGUUACAGAGUUACUCCGGGAGUGUUGACACGUACUGAGGUUAUUUUUACUGCUUAUAUGCCCGUUUUAUUUCGAUCAAAAAAGACCAAACUACUGUUUAUGGUUGUGAUUAAUCCUCUUGUGUUUGAGACGUAGCUUAGCCGCUCGCUCGCUAUCUUCAUGUGUCGUGGCAAAGAAAAAAAUAACAAGUACAGCUGAUGCAUCGCUUGGUGUCGAGCUUUUCGUUGCGACCAUCCGUCGACGAGCAGAAAGCUGCAGAUGAGUCUCAGUGAAACCGGUAGAAACAUUCAACACAACCAGGAGCUGAAGCUAAAGCGUUUCUUUAUUCUGCAGCAGGACGUUAGCCUUGUUAGCUUCCACAGAGUCAUGGUCACUGUUAAUGUUGACGGCCAUUCUUGAUUUAGUCUUUAUUAAAACAUUUAUUAGUCACGUUUUAGUCAGUGCAUAUAAUAAACAAUCGCUAUAGUUUGAGUCUAGUUUUAAAAGGCAUUUCAACUUUAAUUUUUAAAUUUAGUCAAACUGACACUAACAAUGUUAACUUUAUAAACUAAACAUGAAUCAUAGUGUUUCUCUCUUCACACCAGUUUAAUCUCAAGGGACCAGACCAGUAACGCAACGGAAUAAUAAUCUAUAAGUAACGACAACUCCAGACGUUUAAUUUUGUUUUACAGCAAAGAAGAACAAGGAAAUUAGAGAAUGUUUACAUUUAAUAAAAAUAUCCUUUCAAAAAAUUACAUUUCUUGAUAAUAAUUGUAAUCUUGACUCAUGUCUGUCUGUCUAGUCCUCGGUCUGGUUAUAGGAUUCAUUCCAGGAAGUACAAGUAUGGAAGUUUGAGCUAAAUGCUAAUACAUUCUCUGUCCAAAUGUGUGUCAGUAAAAAGUCAGAGGUCAAUAACUUUAUAAUUUUAUAAUAACUAGUAGAUGAGACUAAUUUAACAUCAGCAUUAGCUCCAGUGAUGGAGACUGAAUAAAUAUCAGAGUGAUGCUCCUUCCUCCUCAUUUUAAUCUAAUGUUCAAAUAACAUCUGAUCUCAUCAAAUAACAUGUGGACUUGUUAACGUUUCCUUGUAAAUUCAUCAUUAGAUUUUAGUUUUAGCUCGUUAGCGUCUUCAGUGACGACAUUAACACUGAUACCAAUCUCAUCUAAUCUUGGACCACGUUGGGACCUGGGUGCAAUACAAAUAAGAGUGUAUUUAAAUCAUUUAUAUUAAAUAAAAGCUGUGGGUGAGGCCUGAGUAGCUGUAAGAGAUGAAGUCGAUAGCUGGUUGUUGGUGGUAGGUCUGAAGAAGCUGCUCUCAUAGAAACCUUUAGCUUCAUGCUCUGGUUGAAGGUGAAUGGAUCGUCUGCGUCUCUGCUCUGCUUCAGCAUGUUCAGCUGAGUUCCAGCUUUAGGUAUUAGUGAUGUUAAUGUUCAGCAUGCUGCUAAAAGAUGUUUAAAUAAGAGUUGUUCCACAUCCAGUUGAGAGUGAGCAAAGAGUGAAUGACGUCACAGUGCCAUAAAACACCGUCCAUCGUGUGAGACAUCACUUUAGUUUUACCAGAAGAUAUUUUUGAAUCUAAAAGAUGAAAUGGCUUCGAAAUGAAAGUGAACCCAUGAUAAUAAAUAUAUAUAUAUAUAAAUACACACACACAUAUAUAUAUAAAUAAAUAUAUAAAUGUAGAGGAAAUAUUUUAUGUGAACUUUGUCCAACACGUCCUACGUGGACCAGAACCCCUCUGGACACUGAUUGGACCGAGCACCUGUCAGUCAAGCUGUAGGUCAAACUACAGGUGCUCAUGGUGCUAAUUCAUGGAGGUCUGAACCUCGCCCGUCCUGCAGGUUCUUCUCCUCCUUCAAGACUCUAACUCCUCCUGAAUGUUUCCUUCAGUGUUUUCUAGAGUUUCUGUGUUUUCUAGAUCCAGCAGACGACCGGUCAGACUGAGGGAGCUCAUUCAUGACUGAACCCAUCACACCAUGUACUGAAAGCUGGAAGAGUUAAAACGAAAACUGACUGAGCUGAGAACAGCUGAUGUGAUGGAGCCACGCCUCCACCUGACUCCGCCCAGCUGAAGGUUGAACUGGUUGGUUUCAUCAUGAAUGAACUUCCACAGGCUGAACUGGUCUGACUGAACAUUCCUGUCGAUCCUCUUCUGACUCCGGUCUAACAUAGGACCCUUUCAGACCUGAGUAAUCUGAUUACACCUGAUCUAGGUUAGAGUCCAGGUGUGAACCUACAAUGAGUCCUGGUCCAAUUGAAGACCACCUACUCAAUAGAAGAGGAACCCAUUCAUUCAACCACUGGUAGAAAUGAUCUGUUCAUUAGUGAUAAGCCUUUAAACUGUUCUGAGAACCAAACUAAACUAGAACCAUGUGUUCCCGGUUCUAGUCCAGUGGUAGGUAGAGAUCCAUUAGAGACAGCAGCUGAUACAAUAUUCUACUGACCACAUGGUGGCGCUGUUUAUCCAUAUUAUUAUGUCAGGUGAGAACACAGGUUCUUAGAGAUGGCCCGGUGAGGUCAGAUGUUCAUUGUGUGAAGGGGUCCAGACCAGAACCAGAACCAGAACCAGCUGUCAGCAGCUGACAACAUGACAGGUCCUGGUCUCAUCCUGUGGUCUUUCAAAGAUUGUGUUGACAUUAAAGAGACGUGUUCAGAUUCAA